AUGGCAUUACGUACAUUGAAUGAAAACUAUUCUCUUGCCUGGCUGGAAAUGAGUACAAUUACUUUGUUCACUUUGAUGGGUAGUUUAUUCACUUUACUCAGCUUUAUCAAAAAUCAUACUGAAAGAUCAAGAUUCCGACUUGAAACUGUUUGUGAUUCUAUUAAUACAGCAUCAGAGCAGAUCGCCAAUACACCUUACAUACUGUUACAAACAUCCUUAGCGGCUGUCGUCACAGCGAAGGAAAAUAUUCAUCGCAAUCUAUCCACGGCGAUUCUUGUCAUUAAUAACGUAAUCGUCUGGCUCAUUCGCAUGUAUAAGUCGACUUACCGAUGUCUUUUGGAAUUGGCCGUGCGCUCCGUUUUAUCUUUGGUAACACAAAUCGCUGGUCCCGUGCAGACGGUUGCUCAAGGUGUCACUUCAAUUCUUAACUUAGGUAAUAACGGCGGUGAUAGCUCAACAGCAACACUAAAUUGGACUGGAUCACUUACAGGCCUUCAAAGAAAAAUUGAUGACUGGUUUAAAAAUGAUGAUGAUCUGAUACGUGGAUGGAUCGACACACCAUUUCACGCUUUACAGACACAAUUAAACCACACAUUUUCAUCAUGGCAACCUCCUAAUACCACAGGUGUAACUACAAUACAGCAACAAAAUGGAGUUGCUGCACAUUCAUUACAACUAAUUCCUUGUCAGCCACAACCUUUAUUAAAUGCUCUUAAUAAUGCAGAAUCCCAACUGAUUCAACUGAUUCAAAUCUUUAUCGGUGUUCUAUUUGCCAUAUUCCUUAUUUGUGUCUUAGUUAAUCUAUUGUUCAUCCGCUUCCGACACGAUAGGGUUACACAAGCUCGUCGUUUAUUUUUGUUGAGACAUCACUAUAAUAGUUGUAACACUAACAACAGUGCUGACGGCGAUUUGAACAAUCAUUCACGUACUUGUCGUUUUGAGAACGACGAACAAGACCAUGUAGACAAACUUCUUUGGACCAUGUCAACGAAACUAUCUUAUCAUAAACGAAAAAAUGUUCUCCAUCAGCUUUUAUGCUUUAUGGUGCAUCCGAUCAUUUUGUAUUGCCUUGUGGUAGGUCUAAGUGGGGUGAUCUUGAUACAUUGCUUAGCAUCGGUCAUAGAAACCAAGGCUGCCCAAGUUUCGCAAGACAUGGUGCAACAUACAGAAGCAUGGAUAACCAAUACAACAACAGAUUAUGUACUUUUCUCUCAAACACAAAUCGCUGAUAUCAAUCAAUGGUUAGAUAACACAGAAAUGAGUUUGAAUGAUCAAGCGUUCGGUGUGAUUAAAAGUUCAGCCAUGGCUAUGAAUGAUUCCUUAACUGCAGUAGUUCAUCAUAUUCAUGGGUUCAUUGAGACUGCAUUAGGUGGUACAAUGCUAGAAAGUCCCGCUAAAGAAUUGACACAGUGUUUAUUGCUGACAAAGAUUGAUAACCUACAACAAGGUUUGACUUGGCUAGCUGGACAUACUUAUAUUCACUUGACUAGGGUUGACAAUGCAAAUUACAUAACUAGAUUUCAAUCAAAAUUACAGACGUCUAUUAGCGACCAUAUCAAUUUUUUAGUUAGUGAUAAUGGUCCCUCCUUUUUAACUGACCAGUUAAACAGUAUGCAUUUCAAUUGA
Molecule: messenger RNA, 1626 nt
Organism: Mycotypha africana
Lineage: Eukaryota; Fungi; Mucoromycota; Mucoromycetes; Mucorales; Mycotyphaceae
Exons: 2
Coding region: 1-1626 (541 amino acids)
Cellular component (GO): mating projection tip
Source: RefSeq, a predicted model, not a curated record